This is a messenger RNA of Fonsecaea erecta, 2811 nucleotides long. RefSeq lists its product as hypothetical. The transcript has a single exon. The record is from RefSeq and is a predicted model, not a curated record. The coding region runs from base 1 to 2811 and encodes 936 amino acids. Lineage: Eukaryota; Fungi; Ascomycota; Eurotiomycetes; Chaetothyriales; Herpotrichiellaceae.
AUGGAGCCGACAACUCCGGCUUCCGAAGACGUCGAGAUGAACCUGAGCGCCGAUGACCCACGGUCGUAUACCGAACCUCCCCCCCAUAUAGCUGCACGGUUCCACCGCAAAUCCUCUGUGCGCCGAAAGUCCUCUGCGAACUCGUCUCGUCGAAGCUCGCUGUCAUCGAUCCACUCUCAUUCCUCCGCGCUGUCGAGCCAUGGCGGACCCCGCAGCACGCACAUCGCGCAACAUCUUCGACGAGCUUCCAUAAUUGAGAGCCGAAAGGCUCGCCUGGCGGACCGCGCCGCACAUGCUGAACAGGUCAGGCUCCGGGCGGCUGCCGCAAAAGCAGCGCAAAGGGUGUCAUACAGUGAGGAGAAGGCGUUGGCCGCGCAGGCGGCGCGGGAAAAAUUGCUCGCAGAGAUUGCAGCCCGUUGUGAGGAGGAGGUGAAGCGGGCCAAAAAGAUUGCUGAGGAGACCAAGGAGAAAAAGGCCGCUGAAUUGGCCAGACUCAAGGAAGAGAUGGCCGAGAAGUAUGCGGAGGCAGACAGACGGAGGACUAUGUACCAGCAAGGCACACGGCGGUCGAGGACAACUUCACUGGCUGCGGUCGAGGAGAAGAAGGUCACCCCAACAGCAUUGAAGCGAACGAAUCGCGUCUACGCUGCCAAAGUCAUCCAGCGGUCCUGGCGGCGAUACCACACGCGCAAGAUACUCUCGGAUUUUUCGGCCCUGGGACUCGAUCUGCAGCGAGCGAAAGGGCUUUCUUUCGAAGAAUUGACACAAUUUAUUUCCGACCAACGGACCACUGUUGCCACAGCGUCCGUUCUCAGACAUUUAGGUGUCCUUGAUAACGGCCAGGAAGACACCGGCGUUGUCCGGGUUUUCCUGAGUGCAUAUCUUAUCCUCACACAUCCGAUGCAAGCUUUCAGCCAUGGUGGGAGUCAACCCCAGGAGCAAGAGCUCAUGGCAAAAUCACGUUCGCUGGUCGACGCUUUCGACUCUUGCAUUAAGAGCGUGACGACUCAGUCACAGCCCGCGGUCGAGGCCUUCUCCUUCGCCUUGAACGACUUUACCUCGACUUUCCACGCAUGGAAAAGCCAGGACUUGGGUGUUCUUGUGGACAUCAUGGUCAGUUCAUUUGUCAACUUGGACUUGAUUCUGCAGGCCACCAAAGAUGAUCACCACGGCCACGUUGCCGAGGACUAUCUUGAUGCUGUCCGCCAGGAGCAGAUCAGACUCUUGGCUCGCCUAAAACGACUUGCGGGUCCUGAGGAGGCUUUGUCAAGAGUUCGCACCGCCGUCAGGAAGGCUCGGAAGCAAAGAGCGGCAGAAAAGCGACAGAAAGGGACAGAGCAAGUCCCACGAGCCUCCACGCCGGCUGCCGAAGCGUCGAAUGUGGCAGAGGGAACUUUGAUGACUCCUCCUGCAACGCCUCGAACCGGUCGAUCGGUUCAGAUGGCCAGAGUAACACCUUUUCCUGAUAGUCUAUCCGAGAUGAUGACCCUCCUACCAUCCAACCGGGAGAUUGCACACGAAAUACUGGUCAAUGGCAGCUUUGAGGUACAACAACAACCUUGGACGGAGGCCCGUAAAGGGUUGAUGAACUCGCUCCGGAAUAGUAUGCGUGCAGAUCUCCAAGAUGGAGACCGAGAGGCCACCGCGCGGUGGACUCACUCCAUGGCCGGUCUCAUCCGCGAGAAGCUGAUGACACUCAUCAGUUCACGACACCCUCUUUAUGGGAAGGUUGAUGGCUUUUUGGACCCGGCUUUGAUCAGUCAACAGAGCCGGAACGGCAUGUUCUCGUACGACUCCUUUUUCAGGACUGUCGCAGGGGUGCUCGCACAGAUCUGCUCCCCGGGGCGAGACGAGAUCGUGCGUGCCUUUGACACCAAUUCGACCAGCGACACGGUUGACCGUCUGUUCGAACUCAUCAAUAUUAUCGAUUUGAUGACUUUAGACCACAUCAAUUUCCAGUUUAGAUUAGCCUCUCAGGCGGUGCUGGAACACGGACACGAGCACGAAAUUGCAUCGUUUGAACGGGAUCUUGAACAAGGUGUGCAUACACUGGCAAGAGCCAAGGAGUGGUGGGCAAAUGCGAAGUCGAGCGUGGGAUCUCAAACCGUGAGUGCAUCCGUGGUGUAUGCCAGAGGUCUGACCGACCUGGUCCUGCGCAACUCACAUCUUAGCUCUCGUGACAUUCCCGAGACGCUGCAGCUUGACCAUAUCCGCCUGCUGCAAUUACGAGCUCGAGUUUUCCAUGUCGUGUCCGUUUCCUCGAUUCUACUUACCACCAAGAUCCGACUCAGGCGCAACAGGGAGUCUCUGUGGGCCAAGGACGCAGAACGGCUGAUGGCUUUGGAUCUGUUGAAGGUCGACGCCAACCGGAUCGUCUCUCUGAUCGAAUCAUCCCACAUGAUGCCAGAAUCGACCAAAGAAGGCCUGGCCAACUUCGUCGGGCGGGUGCUGCCCACUGCCGCAGCUGCGUCGAGAAACCGCGAUGCAGCCGUGCAAGCACAGCAGGAUGCGGGCCAUGAUCGAACAAUGAACGAGUCCGCUGGGACGAGUAGCGCAGAUGUGUUCAGUGAGCAGAUUGCAACCUUCCUUCUGAAGACUCUGCGAGAACAUGUCUUCGCUAGACUCUCGGCAGCGAGCACGGCUGAGAGAGUCCGGACUACGACGGGCGCAGGCGAAGUUCUGGCACGCGCCGGUAUGCCAGAGUUCCUGGAAGAGGUGAAUCGACUUGUGGACACUCUCGACAGAGUUCGGCUGGUGGACUGGAAGUGUCACGAGAAAUGGUAUGGCCAGAUUGCCAGCGAGGUUGCUUAA